Molecule: messenger RNA, 2487 nt
Organism: Labrus mixtus (cuckoo wrasse)
Lineage: Eukaryota; Metazoa; Chordata; Actinopteri; Labriformes; Labridae
Exons: 7
Coding region: 231-2180 (649 amino acids)
Source: RefSeq, a predicted model, not a curated record
AGAAGAAACAGCAGCUAGCUGUUUGGUUAGAAACUUUCACAUGUUUCACAGCUCGUCAUUGCUGAAUUGAGAUAUUUUUAUUCAGGAAACGGUUAUUUGUAGUUUCUUCUCCUAGAGGUCUUCAGGGGAAUAAAAUGGGUGACUGUAUUUGAUGCUUCUGUCACCUCCUCUCUGCAGAUGGUCCUCUGCCUCUCUCCUCUCUGAGGCUCCUGGCUCCUCCUCUGCGGGUCAUGUCGGCCGUGAUGUGGAAGGUGGUUCAUCUGAGGAGCAUGAAGCAUUACGGGAAAGUGGAGGAGUUUGUGUCCAUGGUAACUGAAGCCAUCCCUGACCUGCUGACAGACAGACAGAUGAGGCUACUCACUCUGGGCUUAAGAGCAAAGAUGAUGCUACAGAUGUUGAGUUCUGAACAACCCGAGGAUCUCACUGCUGUGAAAACACACCUGAAGAUGCUGCUGUCAUCCAGCUCAAAGCAGGUUCUUCAAAGAGAUGAAGAUCUUGAAGAGAACUUUGUCAGGCUUGUUCAAAGACUCUUGGAGGACCCAAAAGAAACACAACAUUUUCUUAAGAAUGUGUUUCCUGUGGUGUACGGGCCCGACUUUGAUUCAGCUUUGGAGACACUGCUUUGUGAGUUCUUCACCAGGCUGGAAGAAGUGCUGCGCAUACCAGACUUUAAGCAGACUGCAGUGUGGAUCAGUGACACGCCCUCUGUGCUGGAGGAGUGUAUGCAUUGUGUGUCCAGAGAGGACGACCUCAGAGUGCUGCUCUGGAGCAAGGCCUGCCGAGGUGAAGUGGCCAACAAGCAUAGCAGCGAUCCCUCUCACUCAGAGCAGCAGCUCUUCUCAUCAUUAUCUCUUCCUCCUUCACUGCAAACGGCCACUGCCAAAGAUACAGAAUCUAACACAGAGACAGAAAACCAAAGACAAUUUGAGCCUGUUUCUCCUGAGGAGACAGCAGACCCAGAGAUGCUGGAAUCAAGGUUUCUAUUUGAAGAGGAAACAAACAUUGUGGACAGUAACAUUGCACAACGAAUAACAGAAGGUCUUCUCAGUGAUCCUAAAGUUUUCAGGGUGGAGAAAAACAAUGGCAUAUCUUCAGCCCCCUGCCAAGCUCCCUCUACAUCUUGUCAGAGUCCCGGGAUGUCUGCCUCCCUUAUCCGCUGUCCACGUAAGAGAGUUGCUAACAAAUGUCCUCAUUGUGGAAAGUGCUUCAUUUACCGCUAUAAACUCCUGGAGCAUCAGCGGGUGCACACUGGUGAAAACCCUUACAAGUGCUCUCAGUGUGGAAAGGCCUUCAGGAGGACUUCUGACAUGUCGAGUCACAGGCGGACUCAGUGCACAAAAGCAGCUUAUGUCUGCAUCAAAUGUGGGGAAAGCUUUCAAACAGUACGGGAGAAAUUCAGACACAGAUGUGUCCAAAAUGUCCAAACGUUCGACUGUUCCCAGUGCGGGAGAAGCUUUAAAAAAAUGUACCUGCUGUGUAAACAUAAAGUGACCCACACACAGGAUCGGACCUACACAUGCAAACAGUGCGGGCGGGUUUACCCCACCAUGAGAGAGCUGCGAAACCAUCAGAAGAUCCAUCCAACUGAGCCGUCCCAUAAGUGUGCACAGUGUGGGAAGUUUUACAGCUCGGUGGCCAGUUUGACAGCACAUGAGGUGCGUCACGAGCAAAACAAGACACAGAUGUGUGUUUACUGCGGCAAGGCUUUCAAGACCAAAAGUGACCUGAAACUGCACACGCGCAGUCACACAGGCGAGAGGCCGUUUCAGUGCACAUACUGUGCGAAACGUUUCUCUGUGUCAGGAAACCUCACUAUACACAUGAGGAUCCACACUGGAGAAAAGCCAUUUCUGUGCUCUGACUGUGGCAAGGCUUUUGUUUCAGCAGGCGAGCUGCAGAUUCACAGGCGCACCCACACAGGAGAGAGGCCGUACAAGUGCACCAUAUGUGGACGGGGAUUCACCAUGGCAGGAAAACUAAAGCUUCAUAUGCGCGUUCACACCGGCGAGCGUCCUUAUGUCUGCUUAGAAUGCGGGAAGGGUUUUUCACGCGGUGCCGAGUUGAAAAUACACAACAUGAAGCACGCAGGGGUUCGACCGUUCAUUUGUCACCUGUGUGCAAAGACUUACACAUGCACCAAUCACCUGAAGAGACAUUUGAAAACUCACAGUGUACUUUGAAAGCAAACAGGUCAACACUGAUCCCCUGAUGGUCUUUCUUUCGUUUUAGCUGCUGGUGGUUUUGACUUUAUGCUCUGUGUAAUAUGUCGCACAGUUGAUCUCUUUUGUAAGGAUUAUAUCGCAGAAAUCGGUGUUCUGUGUCGAUGUUGGUUUAUUUGUUUUGUUCUCAUAAAACCUAAUGCAUAUGUUGAAAAGUGUCUAAUAAGAUAAGAUAAUACUUUAUUGAUCCCCAGAGGGGAAAUUCGGGCAUUGCAGCAGCACAGACAAGAAAGCUCAAAAUACACAUUAAACAGAAUAGAUAAGAUAA